CUGUGGAUUUAAUUUAUUUGACUGUUGCCUAGCAACAAGGUCAACAAACCAGAAUCAACGGUGAGGACUAGACAUGAAACAGACGCUUGAAUUAAAUGAGCUAUUUUACUGUUGUAAGAAAACGUUAAUUGUCCUUCCAUUCUUGUAAACGUUUUGCACUUUAUAAUUUGGGAAAUGUUCCCUUGGCUGUUCAACAACUUUAAUUGUAAUUGUUAAAGUCCAGCACCUUAAAAACUGAAAAAUAGCGUUAACAAUAACUUAGCUGUUUGAAAUGGAGUGCGACAGUCCUCAAAAACAGAUGCCUGCUCCUCGUAUCUUCGUGGAGAGAACCCUGGCUUUAAUCAAACCUGAUGCCAUCCACAAAACUGAUGAAAUUGAGGAUCUUAUUCUUCAAUCUGGCUUUACAAUUCUUCAGAAAAGAAGACUUCAGCUAAGUCCAGAGCAAUGCAGUGAUUUCUACGCUGAGCAUUAUGGGAAGCUGCAUUUUCCCCAUUUGACUGCCUUCAUGAGCUCUGGACCGGUUGUUGCUCUAGCACUGGCCCGACACCAGGCUAUUGCCACCUGGAAAGCCAUAAUGGGACCAGUCAGCAGCAUAAAAGCUAGAGAGACACAUCCUGACUGUCUGAGAGCGAGAUUUGGCACGUGUGACCUGAGAAACGCUGUGCAUGGCAGUGAAUCCUUCUCUGCUGCGGAGAGGGAGAUCAGGUUCAUGUUUCCCAACUGUGAGUCAAUCCAACCUUGUCCAGAUGAGUUCAGUGAACAGGAUAUGAAAGCGUACUUUUGGUCUUUGUCAUCUGUUUCAGCUGUGAUUGAACCUAUUCCUAUGGGAGAUGCUGCCAAAGAUUACCUGAGCCGGUACGUCAACCCAACACUUCUCACCGGACUGACAGAGCUGAGCAAGAAAAAGCCACUGGACCCUUUUACAUGGCUUGCAGACUGGUUGAUGAAGAAUAACCCCAAUAAGCCCAAGAUAUCUGAUGGAACAGUAGUAGAGGAGGCAGCAGUGUGAUUUAUUUUUUUCUUUCCUCAAGCAAGAAGAAUCGACCAGCAAUAAGUUACUGUAUUGCUCCUUUUUGGACGUCUCAUUUGAACUGUUUUAUAAAAUAAAGUUUGGCAAUUUUGUCUAGCCCUUUUUAUUGUGCUGUCUUAAUGUGUAAGUUCUGAAUUGUCAUGGUUAAUUUAAAUUGUAAGAUACAUUUUCUAAUUUACAGUAUCCUGUCACUGAUUACUUGUAACAGUAGAAACAUUUAGCAUUAUUCCGCAUCAAAUAAAAUUGUAAGAUUAAAAAAAAAAUACCCUUCUGCUGGUGAUAAAUAUUUAAUUCACUAAAAGUUUUGAAAGUGAAGAUUAUCUGAUCUAAUAAUGAAAAUAAUUAAAGACCUAUUGCUAAAGCAGCUGUAACCUCCUUCCUA
This is a messenger RNA of Carassius gibelio (silver crucian carp), 1412 nucleotides long. It is a transcript of the gene nme5, whose product is annotated as NME/NM23 family member 5. The transcript has 4 exons. Gene Ontology annotation, biological process: UTP biosynthetic process; GTP biosynthetic process; CTP biosynthetic process. Bases 272 to 1009 code for a protein of 245 amino acids. Gene Ontology annotation, molecular function: nucleoside diphosphate kinase activity. The record is from RefSeq and is a predicted model, not a curated record. Lineage: Eukaryota; Metazoa; Chordata; Actinopteri; Cypriniformes; Cyprinidae.